Prorocentrum cordatum is the source of this 2130-nucleotide messenger RNA. Lineage: Eukaryota; Dinophyceae; Prorocentrales; Prorocentraceae. The record is from the annotation of a GenBank genome assembly.
GCAGGAGACGAUGGUGGAGGAGGAGGAGGACUACAGGUAUCCUGCAGACAAGGGUGUCCUCCUGUUUGAGCAAUACUUCCCGUCGGCCAUCAGCAUCACUGCGCCGGACAACGGCCUGCUGGCCAGCACGCUCUUCCCCGCCUUCAGCCGGAAGCCAGGCCCAGCGGACAGCCUGGAUUGCUUCUCGUACCAUGGUAUCUUCCCACGCAUGAAGGGCUGCAAGGUGGAAACGUAUGCGGAGUCGCACCUGGGGGGCACCCCCCUGGUCAUCUACAACUCCACGAGGGCGGACCUGCCGGUGGUCGUGCUGGCGCCGCUGACCGCCCCGAAGGCGCAGCACAUGGCCUCCACGGAGGGCAUGUUCGGCGUGGGCGUGAAGGCGACGGUCGGGCUUUGGCGGGGGUCGGCGGAUCCCUGCUGGCUGGAAGCAGUCGGUCAUGCUGUCCGCCGGAGCAGGGGUCCACGACGGGAUGAUGGCGUGGGGUGACCGUGCUCUCAAGUAUCUCGCGAAGCCCAGAGCCGACAUGUACGCGGGCAACAUAGUAGGCUCAAUCGGCUUCUGGACCGACAACGGCGGCUACUACCACUAUGCCACUGGCUCGAACGAAACGUACGAGGAGGUAUUGCCACAGGUGAAGGCAUAUCACGACUCCAUCGGAGUUCCCUUCAAGCAUUGGCAGUUCGACUCUUGGUUUUACCCCAAGGACGGCGCAGUUGAUCCCGGCGGCGGCGGCGGCGGCGUCACGAAUUGGACAGCGAUCCCAGAUGUUUUCCCAGGCGGGAUGGCCCACAUUCAGUCGUUGUUGAAGAUGCCCAUGGCGAUGCACAAUCGCCAGUGGUCACCGCACUCUGACUACAUCAACAAUCUGAGCUUCGAGUGGUACACGUCUAACGGGGUAGCGAUUCCGAAGGACCCCUUUGCCUUCUUCAAGUGGUUCUUCGCGCAGCAGGAGGGCUGGGGCCUCGAGAUGUACGAGCAGGACUGGAUGAGCACGCAGAACGACAAGACCGACGCGCUCCAGACCAACAUUACCAUGGGCGACCUUUGGCUCGCAGGCAUGGCCGCGGGCGCGGCUGGCAGCAACCGCACCGUGCAGUACUGCAUGCCGUACCCCAGCGAUGUGCUGUCUGGCGCCGCCCACCCUGCCGUCACGAACGCGCGCGCCACGGGCGACUACUUCCACAGCGACAACCAGUGGGCGGUGGGCAGCACGGCCCUCUUCUACUGGGCCCUUGGGAUACUGCCCUUCAAGGACGGUUUCUACUCUAGCACGCACCUCCAGAAGGGGGGCCAAACCAAGGGUCCCGAGAUGCACCCCGACCGGGAGGCCAUAAUGGCGACGCUGUCUUGUGCAAUGGUGGGCCCCAUGGACGGCAUCAACCUCUUGAACGCUACCCGUGUCAUGUCCACUUGCCGCAAUGACGGCAUUUUGCUCAAGCCAGACGAGCCAGUGGUCACUUCCGAGGAAUGUUUCAGGAGGCCAGGUGAUCCUGGUGAGUGCUGGUUGUUCCAUGCGUACUCGAGCGUGCCUACUCGAUCCUGGCAAGAGCUGCAUGUUCACUACCUCUUCAGUGAUAACGGCACGGAGCCCAUCACCCCAGGGAUGGUGAAUCUCAGGGAUCACAGCGGCCACGUAGUAUACAAUUGGUACACCGGGGAGCUGUCUCCGCUCGCCGAGACCAACCUCCUCCGCCCUGGCUACGAGGGGCACGUCUAUGCUGUCGUGACCGUGGCGUUCGAUGGGUGGAUCUUCCUCGGAGAGGUGGACAAGUACGUGACCGCGGCCAGGAUCAGAUUCCAACACGUGGCCGUACGGGAAUCGGACCCCUCCGUCCUCGAUGUGACCGUCGCUGGCAGCGGCGCUGGAAGCGAGGAUGUGCAGGUUUGCGCAGCUCAGGUGUCCAUCCUCCGCGUCGUGUGCAAGAUUGCGCACUUCGGGGCAGCAGGCGGUGUACAGACGCUGAGUUUUGAGCCCGAGGGGCAGCGGCUCCUCGACUCCCAGCUCGGCCACGCCGACCUGGUCGUCUGAGCUCUGGUCCCUCGCGGCUCGCAAUCAAGCGCCAAGCGCGGCGGAUGUGCUGCCCUAAGUGCCCAUGAGCCACGCUCCCUGCAACACUCGCACGCACACA